AUGAGACCCAAGCAGACGACAAGAACCCAAGUACCUUGCCCUGGAAUCCCUUCCAAGUCUCCUCAUCCCCCUCCCCCAUUCAUGCUUCCAUGGCAGCUUGUCCUGGUCGUCCUGAUCCUUCUCAUCGUCUUCGGCCUCUUCGGCCUCUCUGGCUUCUCUGGCCUCCUCGGCCCUGUUGACGUGCGUGACGUGAGGAUUGGCCCUGGGCAUGCCAUUGCCCAGUGGAUGCACAAUGCCAGCUUUUCCAGCUUCGUGGUGGCCCAAAGCCAGACCGUGGAGUUGCACCCGGGUACUUGGGCCAUUUGGGGAGCUCGGAAGAAGUGGAUGGGAACUGUGGUGAGCGGCUCGGUGAAGUGGCCAGUCUCAGGUUGGAAAGCCAAGUUCCACUUGCUGCCAUCAUUGAUCAGAAACCAGGAAGCUGCUGCCAUGAAACAGCUCCUGGUUGAUGCACCAGACGAAUUUGAUGAGGAUACUGAUGGAGUUGACAAGAUGGUAACCUACGAGUUCAUCAUCUCUAGUGCAGGUGCACGCAAAGCCCAUGAUCCUGUGAGAGAGGCCUUGCGCCAGCGUCUACGUGACAUCACCGAGCCAAUCAUCCGUGACCGAAUUCAGCCAUUUGUCUGGGAGCGCUAUCCGAAAGCAGGGGCCGUCUGUCAUUCGAUGAUUCGUCGGUACUUGCUGCAUGAGCGCCGCAGCCACGACACGCACUGGGACAUUCCUUCGUACGUCUCUGUGGUCGUGAGUCUGGAUGCAGCAGGUCACGACUUUCAUGGAGGUUUUUUUGUUACCACAGGCAACGGUGAGAAGUCCUUCAUUCCGCUACAGCGGGGUGAUACUGUUGUACACCAGUCGGAUCUCCUUCAUGGCGUGCAUGUCAAGCAAGGAGAGCGCUGGAGCUGGGCGAUGUGGUUCCAGGACUCCAGGGAUUGCAGCUCACAGUCCUCUGACUGGUGGAAAAGGGAGGCCGAAAAUGGCGACCCUGUCGCCCAGACCCUUCGUGCAAUGCGGGCGGCCACCCCUGAGGAGUCCUGGACCUGGCUAGAAACGGCCGCCAACAGCGGCUUUCCUCGCGCCCAGCUCUACUUCGGGAAGGCUAUCGAGGAUGGCCUCCGGGGCCAGCCAAACCAUGAGCAAGCCGCUCAAUGGUAUGAGAAGUCUCGGCAAGGUGGCGAGGUCGAUUCUUGUUAUUAUCUUGGCCUGGUAGAGAAGCGCCGAGGGAAUAUCACCGGGGCCAUGCAGUUAUUCCGACAGGGUGCAACGUCUGGUGAGCCCAAUGCCAUGGGCCAGCUGGCGAUUGGCUAUCAGAACGGGACCGGAGGCCUCCCCCAGGAUCUGGACCUCGCAACGGAAUGGUUUGAGCGCGCAGCUGACUUUACCGUCGAAGCCAUGUACCAGAGCUAUGUCCUUUAUUCGGAACCAACACAAACGCGUGACAGAGAUCAGACAAAGGCCCAGCUGCACUUGGAGCGGGCUGCCCGAAUGGGUCACGAGUCGGCAAUGAAGAAGUUCAUCGAGCCCUUGGCUCGAGCUGGUCGUUGGGAGGCGGUGGCGCCGUGGCUGUUGCGAAUUGAGUCCAAGGCUGCACUCUCACAGCUUGUGAAAUUGCACCAACGGGGUGUUCAGAUCAAUGCUUUCACGCUCUUCCGCGCGGAGCAGGUGCUGCGAGACCUGGCGGAACAGGGGUUUGAGGAUGCACGCGGCCUACUGCGUCAGCUGCUGAGCUCUCGGGAGGCUGCUCCUGCGAAGAUGUCUGAACUGUAG
Symbiodinium natans is the source of this 1761-nucleotide messenger RNA. NCBI's taxonomy places the organism in Eukaryota, Dinophyceae, Suessiales, Symbiodiniaceae. The record is from the annotation of a GenBank genome assembly.